Messenger RNA from Oncorhynchus tshawytscha (Chinook salmon), 4165 nucleotides. Its product is annotated as DNA-binding protein SATB1-like. Gene Ontology annotation, cellular component: microtubule. The transcript is spliced from 13 exons. Gene Ontology annotation, molecular function: microtubule binding; RNA polymerase II cis-regulatory region sequence-specific DNA binding; DNA-binding transcription factor activity, RNA polymerase II-specific. NCBI's taxonomy places the organism in Eukaryota, Metazoa, Chordata, Actinopteri, Salmoniformes, Salmonidae. The coding region runs from base 514 to 3828 and encodes 1104 amino acids. Gene Ontology annotation, biological process: regulation of transcription by RNA polymerase II; chromatin remodeling; microtubule cytoskeleton organization. The record is from RefSeq and is a predicted model, not a curated record.
GAGCACAUGUGUUUGUCUGCCAAUAGCCUACUGCAGAAGAGCGAGCUGCUUCACACGGUUGAAACUGGCUGAUGACUGCAUUGACUAGCAUACAACUGAACUCACCGUGUAUUGGUCGCUUCACCAGUUUUUCAACGGAAUCCUUGUAGCAUACCAGCUGGUCUGUAGCCUAAUUCCGUGAACAGUCUCUGUCACUGUGGAUUGCUUUGACUGAUAUUCCGGUUAGACCACCGAUAGACUCGUUUUAUUCCGUUGCUGGUUGAAAAGGUCCGAACGCGUGCAGCCAGCAAGGAACGACGGGUAUGUUGCUACGUAGCUGAUAUGAUAUAGACACAAUAGACCGACGAGUAGUGUAAAAGAGAGAGAUGAGGUGAUGUUCUGACUCACUGAGACAGCGUGGACAUAAAUCAAGACGAGGAACUCUAUUCUUGUACUACCUACGGCAUAUCGGAAUCUCAACAGGAACCAGCAGCCAGCGGAUGUCAGUGUGGGGAUCACUCAGUCCCACAUGUGAUGGACCCCCAGCAGUGUGAUGGAGGCCAUGUGUCAGAGGGGUGUAACACUCCUGGUAAUAGGGACCACCGGCCCCCUCCUGCCAAACUGGUCCGCCUGGAGUUGAACGGUGGCGGGGGCCCCUCAGGUCCACACCAGGGCAGGAUGAGACAGGGGAGCCCAGGGGUCAGAACUUCGGCCCCCAAACUCACCCCACCCGCACCACAACCCAAGAACUGGCAUAAAAGAGGAAGCCUGCUGCCUGUGCUGUGUUUGGUGGAGCACAGAGAGAGCCCAGUCCUGGCAGUGGAGGCUGAGAGGAGAGAGGAGCAUGCAGAGUUUGUACUGGUCAGGAGAGACCUGCUGUUUAACCAGCUGAUAGAGAUGGCUUUACUGGCCCUGGGCUACACUCAUAGCUCAGCAGCACAGGCCAAAGGUUCGAUCCAGGUGGGUAGGUGGAACCCUGUCCCUCUGUCCUGUGUGACUGAUGCUCCUGAUGCCACAGUGGCUGACAUGCUGCAGGACCUCUACCAUGUGACCACCCUCAAGAUCCAGCUCACCAGUUGUCCCAUGUUGGAGGACCUCCCUCCAGAACAGUGGAGUCACUCCACAGUGAGAAACGCCCUGAAGGAGCUAUUGAGAGACAUGAACCAGAGCUCACUGGCCAAAGAGUGCCCUCUGUCCCAGAGUAUGAUCUCCUCCAUUGUUAACAGCACCUACUAUGCAAAUGUGUCGGCCUCCAAGUGCCACGAGUUUGGCCAUUGGUAUAAGCACUUCAUGAAUACCAAAGGCAUCAUGGAGAUUGACAGCUUCUCUGACCAAUCCCAAACGAGCUCCACACACCCAUCAACCAAACAAUCAUUCCCAGGCAGCACAGCCGAGCAGGUCUGCUCCUCACCCCUCCCCUUUCCUCACGGGGGUGCCACCCACACUUCUGGGCGUAGUUGUCUGGCCCCAAGUCUCUGCCCCCCGGGGCUGGUGACCGCCCCCCUCAGCCCCCAGCUAGUCAGCCCCCAACAGAUAGUCAUGGCCCAGUUCCUCAACCAGCAGUAUGCAGUCAGCCAUAUGCUAGCCCAGCAAAGCCUGUCUGUAUCUGGCCUCGACCCCCCUCCCCAGGCUGGACCACCAGGACCCGGGUCUGGGUCCCAGAGCCAGGUGUGUGGACCAUCAGACAUCUCAUGUGAGAUCUACCAGUGGGUGAGAGAGGAGCUGAAGAGAGCAGGCAUCUCCCAGGCUGUGUUUGCCCGUGUGGCCUUCAACAGGACCCAGGGCCUGCUGUCUGAGAUCCUGCGUAAGGAGGAGGAUCCUAAGAGUGCGUCUCAGUCUCUCCUGGUCAACCUGCGGUCCAUGCAGAGUUUCCUACAGAUACCGGAAGGUGACCGCGACCGUAUCUACCAGGAGGAGAGAGAGAGGAGUCUGACCACGUGGACCAUUAUCAACCAUUCACCCAACAACACUACCACACCUCGCCACACACAGACCAGAAAGGAAGAGGGAAACUUUGUUAAGGCUGAAGAUUGGCCCUCCCAGGUUUCCAUUGUAUUUCCUAAAGUGAGGCUGUCUCCAGUAGCAGUAGUAAACAGAGGGGCGAAGAGCGAGGGAUGUGUUCUAGACAGAGGGUUGAAGAGCGAGGGAUGUGUUCUAGACAGAGGGGUGAAGAGCGUGGGAUGUGUUCUAGACAGAGGGGUGAAGAACGUGGGAUGUGUUCUAGACAGAGGGGUGAAGAGCGUGGGAUGUGUUCUAGACAGAGGAGUGAAGAGCGAGGGAUGUGUUCUAGACAGAGGGGUGAAGAACGUGGGAUGUGUUCUAGACAGAGGGGUGAAGAGCGAGGGAUGUGUUCUAGACAGAGGGUUGAAGAGCGAGGGAUGUGUUCUAGACAGAGGGGUGAAGAACGUGGGAUGUGUUCUAGACAGAGGGGUGAAGAGCGUGGGAUGUGUUCUAGACAGAGGAGUGAAGAGCGAGGGAUGUGUUCUAGACAGAGGGGUGAAGAACGUGGGAUGUGUUCUAGACAGAGGGGUGAAGAAUGUGGGAUGUGUUCUAGACAGAGGAGUGAAGAGCGAGGGAUGUGUUCUAGACAGAGGAGUGAAGAGCGAGGGAUGUGUUCUAGACAGAGGAGUGAAGAGCGAGGGAUGUGUUCUAGACAGAGGGGUGAAGAGCGAGGGAUGUGUUCUAGACAUCAACAGUUCUAUCUAUGAGGAGAUCCAACAGGAGAUGAAGAGAGCCAAGGUUUCUCAGGCCAUGUUUGCCAAGAUGGCCGCGUCCAAGAGUCAGGGCUGGCUGUGUGAGCUGCUGCGCUGGAAGGAGGAUCCGUCCCCAGAGAACCGAACCCUGUGGGAGAACCUGUGUAUGAUCCGGCGCUUCCUGAGUCUAGCCCAGAUGGAACGAGACGCCAUCUAUGAACAGGAGAGCAACACUCUGCAACAACACUGUACAGACAGACUCACACAGCUAGUCAACAACAACACACUGCUCCAACGCCACUCCCCAUUGCAACAACAACACCAUCAACGAACACUGACCGCUCUGUCCCAGCUGCCCUUGCAGCCCCAGGCGGAGCCUCGCCUGCCGCCACGACAACCAUCCACAGCAUCACCGGCCGAGACUGAGGGGGGUAGGCGGCAACUGAGGACCUGGUGGGGAAGUAGUCAGGGUGAUGGGAGGGAAGAGGAUAUUACUGGCAGGGGCUGUAGGGGUUGGGGCCAGGGCAGGGUUAGGGGUGUGUAUAACAAUGACAAGGAAGGGGGAGUGGGACGGUGGGCGGGGGGCAGACAGACUAACGGCGAGGUUGAUGGUGGGAGUGAUGGCGAGGGGUUUCGGGUGUCCCGAGAGGCACAGGGGAUCCUGCAGAGCUUCAUCCAGGACGUUGGUCUGAACCCAGACGAGGAGGCUGUCCACACACUGUCAGCCCAGCUGGGCCUGCCCAAACACACCAUCCUCAGCUUCUUUCACAGCCAGCACCACAGCUACACUCACCAGAACCAUAGACAGUACUACAGUGAGAUCCAACACAACCAACAUCCGAGCCAGGACCACAACCACAGAGAGAAUCACAACCAACACCACACGGACCAGGACCAGCUCUUCUAUAAUGGAGCAGGCCCAACCCAGCCUAAGAGAACUACAGGGGAGGAGUGGACUGUAGAUCUCGCUGGACAAAUGGGGGUGGGGGGGGAGGAUAUGGACCGGGAAGAGGAAAUAGAGGGGAAGGGGGAGGAGGACGCCAUUUUGAAAGAGUUGGAUGUGAGCAGUCAGACUAACGCUGUCGCCACCCUAGAGGAGGAGCAACAUGAUUCUAACCAAUCUGAGACUGCCCAACCACAUGACUCUGAUGAAUAACAUGAGUCCAUCCACUAGUUGUCCCCUUUAACCCAAUGAGAAGGCAUCAAUUUGAUAGACUCAUCUAGCUCUGCAGAAAAUAAUAUUAGCCUUUUCUGAAGAACUUUAGUAAUGAAUGAUGUGGUGUUAUAGGUGUUUCCCUUAUUUGUAAUGAAACAUUUCAAUUAAAGACUAACUGUGAAAAUAAAUGAAAUUAUGUAGUUAUACAUGUAUGCAGAGGCCCAGUGCAGUCAAAAACUAGAUUUUCCUGUGUUUUGGAUAUAUUUCCUCACUGAGGUUGGAAUAAAACAGUGAAAUUGUGAAAAGUAUGAUAAUGCCCUUUCAGUGUAAGAGCUGU